GGGCAGACGACACUGCGGCGUGGACCCCGGCCGCUUUCCCCUCCUCCUUUCUUCUCUCCCAAGUCCCGGACCCUCUAAACCCUGCAAGCACUGGACAGCCACAGAAAACCCAGACCUGCCGCCGCCGCCACCGCCGUCGCCAUGGUCGCCGCCGGAGCUCUCCACGCUGGCAGCCGUGUCCUCCUACCGAUCCGCCGAAGCUUCAGCACACCCUGGUCCCACGUCCGCUCCCACCUCCACUCCACCAAGCCCCCUUCUGCUCCACUCCCGCCCCCACCUCCGCCGCCGCCUUCUUCCCACGCGGCGUCCACGCGCUUCACCCCUACCACUAGGAGAAGCGGAUCAAUCGGGUCCGGGGUAGUCACGUGGUACCUCGGCUCGAUCGAGGCGCGGCCGCUGCUGACCAAGAGCAUCACGGCUGCCACAAUUUACACCGUUGCCGACCUCACCUCCCAGAUGAUCACACUUCCUGCUGAGGAGUCACUCGAUCUAGUUAGGACUCUGCGCAUGGCUAGUUAUGGGAUGCUGUUCUCAGGACCUUCACUGCACUAUUGGUUCAACUUUAUCUCAAAAGUAGUCCCCAAAAAGGAUGUAGUGAGCACCUUCAAGAAGAUGUUUCUAGGACAAGCAGUUUAUGGCCCAAUUAUUAAUUGUAUUUUCUUCUCGUAUAAUGCAGGAUUACAAGGUGAGACAAUCCCAGAGAUCAUUGCAAGAUUAAAGCGGGAUAUAAUUCCGACCAUCAAAAGUGGCCUCAUUUAUUGGCCUCUUUGUGACUUCAUCACUUUCAAGUUUAUCCCUGUUCAUUUGCAGCCGCUAGUAAGCAAUUCCUUUGCGUUUCUUUGGACCAUCUACCUAACAUACAUGGCCGGCUUAAAGAAACCAGGCGUGGAGGUGAUCAUGAGCUCUUAGUCAUAAUCAAAUGACUUUGUUUCUGCCAGUUAUUUCUGAAAGGAAGUCUUCAUGGGCAUUACUUGGAACUAUGACGGGGCCGUCAUUACCACCAACUAGCUCAUUGAAGCUUUGAAUAUUCAACGACCAAAACAGAGACAAACUGCUUGCUAGGCAUAUUUCGUUUUCAGUAGAGUAGUAUCCGACAGGCUUUUCUAGUUUGCGUACAGUUUUGGCUAGGCAUUUCUGUAUGGAUGGUAGAAUGACACUAGGCAUUCUCCCAUCUUUCUGAAGUUUGUCAUAUUGCAAAACAAGCAGUUUUUACCAAAUUGUCUGUGCCCAGUUAUGCAGAUGUUAGGUAAAAUUGUUCUUGUCCCUAAGAUAAAGUGGACAAGGCAAGGUUUACGCUUGAAGAUCUCUACAUACAAUGCAACAUUUGUUAGCGGAUACUUAUGUACAUCUCCCUCCCUUGUACGCAGAAAGAAGGUGAUUACACAGUUCGUUCACUUUUUCUUGA
Messenger RNA from Triticum urartu, 1405 nucleotides. RefSeq lists its product as uncharacterized. Lineage: Eukaryota; Viridiplantae; Streptophyta; Magnoliopsida; Poales; Poaceae. The record is from RefSeq and is a predicted model, not a curated record. Gene Ontology annotation, cellular component: cytoplasm; membrane.